UGCAAAGGGAUUUGCUGAGACCACAGAGAAAGCUGUGGCUUUAGAAAAGCUAUGGGAAGAAAACUCAAAGUUCUCAGGGCUCCAUAACAGCACCACUUUUCUUACUAUGGAUUUGAAUGAAGCUGAGGAAAUGAUUUCUAGAGUAGAAAACCUGUACAAGCAACCUUCCUUCUGGAACCUUCUACAUUCACUCCCUCACCUUGAAUCGAACAACUUUUAUAUGGAGGAUGGGUUAGCUGCUGUCGGACAGUUUCUGGAAGUUAUUAAAAAUACCUUAGCAUCAUUGAAGGAUUUAGAUGUGAUGCCAUUUGGCCAGAGUUUCUAUGAAGUAGUGAAAAUUGCACUGAAUUUAACUGCUGAAUUGGUACAGGAUAGGAGCUUGGAAGGUUUUCAAUAUAAUCUUUCUCUAGGGGCUGUUUUGUGGAAUCCACAUGCUGUCAGAGCAGAACUUGAAUCUAGGUUUGGUUUUGAUGAUCUUUGUGUUAAGAAACUUCUAAGUUAUACAGCACAAUUAACAAAGAUUCCCACAGGAGAGACACUGGACCAGUUUGUGUGUUCUGCUCUGUCCAGUGUGCCAGGGGAUGAAGCUAACAAAGAGAAUAAUGAAGAAAGCUGUAUUUCCACAUGGCAUGAGGCCAAACUGUAUCUUGUCCAUUCUGUCAGCAAGCUCAAACUCUAUGCACAGGUAUUAGAGCAAUGGUUCGGCAGCAACUGCUGUCAGAAACUACUUUCAGAACUUGAAAGAAUCAUAGUUGAUGUAAUGUCUCAGCUACUAAAUGACAGGGAAGCCAGAAAAAUUGUCUCAGGGAUAAAUACCCUGAUCAAGCAAUGGAAUGAGAAAUCAGAAGCCUAUUUUUCAGAAGAAUAUAGCCCAUCUCAUAAUCUAAUCCUAUAUCUGGAGAGAGUGCAGGCUGUGCUACAGUCUGUGCCUCAGUGGCCUGUUACGAAGAGAUUGCUUCUGGUAGAUGGAGCUAUAAGGAAUGUAAUAACGCAAUAUUUAAACUUCACUGAAGGUAAAGCUGCGUGGUGGGUACUUGUCAGUAGCACUGUCCAAAGGCAGUUAUUGCAGGGAUCCACUGUGUGUAUGUUGAUGAGCAACACUUCCUACGUAUGCGAUGAUGUGCUUACAAUGUUCGAGAAGGCCCUGCAGCUUCCACGGGGCUCUGAUAUCACUGAUGUUUUAGCCAUACAUGUGUGUCCUGACAGUGACUCAGAGGUGGUUUUCAAGCUAAGCAACCAGGUCCAGUCGCUAAAGGAAGCCGUCCUGCUUCUGCAGAAAGUAACGCAUGGACAACAGAGCCUGCCAGAUUCAAUAACGGAUGAUUAUUUGGGAUGGCAAGAAAUAGAAGAGCAGCUAGCUGAAAGUUACCAUUAUUACUGUGUAAUUAAUCAGUUGCUGAGCACAGAAGUGCCAUCUGAGGAGGAUGUCCAUUUCAGCUCUUGUCAGGAAGAGCUGUUCUUCUCACUAAUUAAUAAUACUCUUGAAGAAAUCUUGUUUGCCUUUGAGGGAAAUCCAUACUGGAAGGAUUUAACAACUUUUGUCCAGUGGACAUGCAAGGUAGCUCAGUACAUGAACGAGAAAGUGGGCUCCACAGAAGGUCAGUCAGAUGGACUAGAAGCAUCUCUAUGUUCUAGACAAAAGCUCAGUUUGGAGACUAUCUUAGGUCAUUAUUUAGCAUUUCUGCAAGAUUUACCAGAUUAUUCCUCAGUUAUUUCCUGGUCACGGAACUUGACAUCUGUGAAAGAGUUUUUGAAGACAGAAGAAAAUUUAUGGAUUUCUGGUGAAAAGGAAAUGGAUCAUCUUUUACAUCUUGCAGAAGCCAUAGAAGGAAUGAUAAUGACUGAUUUCUCAGCUCUUUCAAGCCUCCAGUCUCUAAUGGAAACUGUUUUGAAUAAUAUGAUUACAUGGAUGAAAAAUUUUGCUGAGGGGGAGGAAUCUGCCACAAACUUCUCACUUGCACUUUCAGACCUCCAUAAUGAAUUGCAAAAAAAUUUCCAGGCUCUUCAUGGAUCUUGGAUGAAAGAGAAGACAGAUAUUUUCUGGCAAAUAGUGAAAAUUAUAUCCCAUGAACUUGAUUCUAUGCCCUCUCAUAUAAGUCAAGUGGAAGAGGAGGAAGUAUUGGAGACCUUAUCUAGAUUUAUAUUCUCCAUUACAGAAAAUAAAAAAAAUCUUAAUAGAAGUAUGCUGUUGGUCAAAAAUAUUCUAAUUAAUUGGCCAGAUUUCAAUGUUACUACUUUGAACCGCCUAGAACACUUGAGUGAAAACUUCCGAAGGAAUCUUUAUGAGGUUGGAUCAUUGACAGAAAGUCAUAUCAAUGCAUCUUUCAGCACAGUUCAUGGACUGAGUAAUGCCUCCUCUUCAUUAUUCUCGAAUGAAACUUUUAUAUAUAAAGUACAAGAGUUAGGUGAAAUUGUUCCCAAUUUCUUCAAAGGCAUCAAAAAAUUAAACAGUAUUAGUGUGGACUCAAUUGUUCAGAUACUUUUCUCUCUGUAUCAGAAUGCUGAUUUGCUCCUAAAUAUUGACAAUAACACUUUGUUUGAAUUUCUUUAUAAGACCUCAAAAGAUAUUUCAUCUUUUCAAGCAUGGCAUGAUUUCCAAGAUAUGGACCGAGUUUCUGAUUUUCUGUUUGAAACUUUUGAUCUUCUCUGGAACUUCACCAGUAAGUCUCUCUGUGAAAAGUUACAGACCUUUUACAAUUACACAGAGUUUCAGGCCCAGUCUCUUGCACAGGAAGGGAAAAAAGAGAUGCAAAUUGUCUAUAAUACUCUGAGCAACCUUAAAAUGUUAUUAAUGGAUGAAGAGCUUGAAACGGCUGCCUUUUGUUAUUUGGAACAAUUUUUUGAUUUCUCCCUAGAAUGCCUGAUAAAUAGUGGAUGCAUUGAUUUUUAUCUAUCAAACAUUACUUCUCUAAAUCACUCAGCAGAAGUUUAUAACCUACUUCUGCUUCCAUUGGACAGUGUUUUGUUUAAUAAAACAAACUUAGGAGAUGAGGUAAGUGUGCCUUCUGCUUUGCACUGCACUUUUACAUGGCUUCAAACCUGCACAGAGAUUUUUGAAGAAGCGUCCAAAAUCUUAAACUUAAAUUCCACCUUUUUUGUCUAUCUGAGGAAUGAUUUGGCAGAUCUCUCUGAAAGUCUUUUAAAUACAACUCACGUUGAUCUGUGCAAUAAAACGAAUAUGGCUAUUGUUGAAGCUACAACAGCAAUGCAUCUGUUGAAAAUCAUAGUUGAAGGUGGUGAUUUAAAUGACUGUAAAGAUUUUGAAGCUUUCCUUGCUAUUCUUCAAAGUGUAUUUGAAAAUGCAAUUGAUGCCACAAGCUCACUUAAAGGUAACAGUUUAGAUGAUAUUUUAGAAAUGAUAGGAAUCGUGAUAACUGAAUUGCAGCAAUCUAUACUGAAGGUUGGUAAUGGAGAUUUUUUGAAUUCUUGGCUUGACACUUCCAUUUUAGGAGGAUCUGGAGGAAAAGAAAAGGGUUCCAGUGUAUUUUCCAUUGGAAAUUCACUUUCUGCUAUUCUCAAGCUUUCCCCAAAAGAACUUGAAUUUGUUCUCACUGAGAUAAAAGACACAGCUGAUUUCUUAAGAAAUGCACCUCAAGGCAAAUAUUUGGCUUGUGUCAGUAUUUUCAAGAAUAUUACCAAAUUAAUUUUGGACAAUACUCUGAAAGACCUAAACUAUUCACAAAUGAAUUUUUCAUCUCAUCUCCAUGUCUUUCUGAACUCUUACAGUAUAGUAGAUGAAGUAGAGGAUUGUAAUGGGUGGAUACGUGGAUUUAGUAAUCUCAGUGAAAAAUACAAAUCACCGUCUCACCUUGAAAAUGCAAAACAUGUUUUAUUUCUACUGAAAUCUUUGGGAAACAUUGAGACAGAUACUAAGCUAAUGAACAGGAUAGAUUUUGUUAAUUUGGUUUUUAAUCUAAUUCUCCCUGAGUGCUCUGUAACUAGUUCGGAUGUGAUUUGUGUAAGUGUAUAUUUCAAUGUUCUAGCAAAAACUUUAAAAUUCAUUCUCCCUGAAUUUCACAUUCAAGAUGACACUAGUGUACUUGAAUUUAUUUUUACACUCUUAAAUAACUCUGGAAGGCUAAUAAAAAUGUCUGUCAACAAUUUAAUGGGGUACUCACACUAUACAUCAAAUGAUACCCAUUUUAGUCCGUCAGUCCAUGGUUCUAACAGGACUUUGAGGAUGUUCCUUAAACCCUUCCAUCAAGUUCUGCUUUCCUCAAAAGAAAUUUUGGCAGAAAUUAAAACUCUUCUGAAAAAUGAAACUUUUGAAAUUCAAGAAAACAUCUCCUCUCUGUUGGAUAUUGAAAUUGAUGAGAAAAAUAUUGGUUUCUGGAUGGAGUUCUUUCAAGAUGUGAUUAGUAAACUUGAUUCAAAUUUGUCCCAUAAAUUGCAGGGUGACAACAACACAUUUUUACAGACACUGAUAGAAAAAGUACCUCUGAAUGCUGAACUGCUAAAAAAGGCACUCAAAAAUUUCAAGUCUUCUAGUCUCACUGGUUUUCUAAUAAGAAAUGAUGAAGAGUUUCUAGGGCAUGUUGUAACCUUGGUGCAAAAUCUAAAGAGCAUGGAUAUUGAGUUCUUGAUAGGUCAAUUUAAACAAGUCCAGAGGAGCUUGGAUAAUUUUUUUAAAAAUGUCAAACCUUUGCAUAUUGAGAGCUCUGAGUUAGGGCUCUUAAUAGACUGGUGGGAUGCAUUUGAGAACAAGUCAUGUAAUUGUAACCUGACCAGCUUAUGGCAAGUCACACGACUUUUUCAAGCAGAGGAGCUCUCUGAUGUAGAAGAGAUGUUUCAUUUCCUCCUUGAUGUCAUCAGCCUUACAGAAAGAUUAGCUCACGGAAACAUCACAGAAGCACUAGCCGAAGUAUACGCUUUUGUACUGACUCAGGAAGCAAAAAUGCCAAUGUUUACAAAAGAGGAAUUCUCUAAUCAAGUAGAAAGUCUACUGAUGUUACUGGAGACAUUGACAGAUAUGCUUGAUGAACCUGCAGAGGCCUCAGUUUGUUUUUCUGCAGCAUUCUGCGGGGCUCUCACAACAGUAACACCUCAGAGUGAUCCCACUUUUAAACCUUGUGACUUUGCGCAAAGCAAUUUUUCUCUGAAUUAUAAUGCAAUCUUCUAUGCCAUUAAGGAAAUGAAACUCGUCACUGUGAAUGACAAUUCCUCAUGCACUUUGGAAGAUUUUCAGACAGAUAUCACUCACAAUCUGACUUGCUUUUUUCAUCAGAUUAAAGAAUGGAACUCUAUUCUUUUGAAGUUUUCUGAGCUCCAUCGUGUAAAUGGUUCAGUUCUCAAAGAGCUACUGGAUUUUUGGGAUGAACUGUUCCUCUAUGCUGUGCCACUGCAAGCAAAUAAUACAAACUCAGGAAACUGUUCCUCCACAUUGAAGAGACAAGUGGCUUUACAGGUCAUAGAAAUUCUGAGCAAUAUACAAGUGGAGGAAAUGAAGAUGGCCGAAGAUGUUCUUGAACAGCUGGAUAAUCUUUAUGAUGGUCUAAAUUGGAACAGACACUCAAGAAUAUCACUUAUAAAGACUGCUCUUACUGAUGUCAAGAACAUGACUAGUGAAGUUUCUGAACUCUUGGAUGCAGAAGCUGUCCUUUCUUUUCUUUCUAUAGUUCAUCCUUUAAUGGCAAUAUCUUCUGUUGGAAGCCAGGCUUACUCAAUGCUUAUGGUAUUAGCUGCUUUAAAUGGGAACAGUAAUAUAUCUGAUAACAUUGAGAACAUCUGGUUGCCUAUAGUUAAAAGUAUAGAAGAUUUACUGGUGAAUUUUAAUGUUAGACACUUACUUGCAGUGAUAGACAAAGAGUUUCAAUUACUAACGGUAGCCAAUGGACAGUCCUCUUCAAAGACUCUUCAUGUGUUCACGCAGCAAUUUAAUAUAUCAUUUGCAGAGGCUAUGUUAAGAAGUUUUGAAGACAUACAAGAGAUUGUGAACAGCUUUCUGUGCGAGUGUAACAAUAAAAAAUAUUCUAAAAUUAUGAAAACUCUGAUCCUCCUUAUGGCUAAUGAAAAUUCAUCAGAUCUACUGCUGUUUGUCGAAAAUGUUGUUGAGUUUCUGGAACUAUUCCAAAAUAAGUCUAAAGGAGAUUACACUGGUACACUGUUUGUUGAUGGUCAUCUUGGCAGAAAAAUAUCAAAUAAUACUUAUAUUGCUAAUUCAGUUUUGCAAAGCAGUCUCCUUCAUAUGAUUGCUGACUUUGUUAUUACAGAAGAAGCUCGGCAUGCAAACAAUACUGAGCUUCAGAUAGUCGACUUGAUUGAUUCAUUUUUUUAUAAUGCACGAUAUGGAAAAAUUUCUACUCCGUCCCAAAAGAGAACUCUAGAGAUCUUGCAAGAGAUCCUGCAAAUGAUCUUUCCAUCUUUCACAGAACAUGACAGGAACAAAAUACCCUUUUUACUAAAGGAUUUCCAUGAGGAUAUAAUGGCAGAAAUGAGAGCAUCUAAGAUAUGCAAGAUUCUUCAGGAGCGUUUACACCCUGCUAGUGUUCUACUAUUGCAUAAGUUGCAGUUUGCUAUUUUGAAUAUUAUUAAAAUCUUUUCAGAAGAACCAGCUGUCGCCAGCAACUUUUUCUGUGUUGUCACAAAGUGUAAAGAUGACAUAAUGAGUCAUUUACUUGUCUCUGUCAUUGAAGGAAUCAAUUUGGUUCAAGAUCAUUACCAGCACAUUGAAAGAAUGUGGCUUGCUUUCAACAAGGGGGAUUGUGAGAGCAUGGCAUAUAUAAACCAGAAACUUUCAAAUACUCUGGAGAGUUUCCUGAGAGCCUUACAGAAUACGACUGAUGGCAGCUGUGAAUGUCAACUAAUGUCGGGGAACAUUCAGAGACGCUUGCAAAUGUUGGCUGAAAAUUGGGAGCUACAGUUGUCAGAAAAUCCUGUGCUAGCUUUUCUCAGAAAUUUUAAUCUUUUGAAUGAUAUGAAAGUCAAAGAUUGUGUGCAGAAUAUUACUGAGCUGAGGCUGGACAUUCUUUCUUCUGUCAACAUUUCUGAAGAAACUUUCAGUACUAUCUUGGAAGCCAGUAUCUCUUAUUCAAAGGUUUUUUACAGUGCCUUUGUGGGAGCUUUAACUGGAAGAUGUGAUGAAGAAGUACUUAGCCUGUUGCUAAAGCUACCUGAAAGCAACAAGACUUCUCUGGCAGUAGAAGAAAUAUGUUCUUUACCAGCACUGGACAUGUAUACCAUGUUUGUACUGAUUAUACAGAAUUUGAAUUUACGUCAUAUCAUUUACAUGAAUAAGAUACCAUCUGAGAUGGGUGAUGUACUAAGCACAUUGCUGGAUGUGGUCUCUAGUAUCAGCUCCCUUCUCAAUAAAGUUCAGCAUGUCAUGGAAAACCUUCCAGUGUUCCUCCAACCAAUUCAGAACAUUGGUGUGCUUGACACAUUGCAGCAGUUCUUGCAAGGUGGGCAGUUCAGAAGUUCAGCUGCUGGAUCCCUGGAGUCUGUAAUCAAGGCAAUCUGUAGAGAAGAAUCUUCAUUUUUCAGCAACGCAAACCUCUUCAUUGACAUGCCCAGAAUCACGGGACUCUUGGAGGACAAUAUGGCAAAAUAUGGCAUUCCUGAAGACUCGACUCCGUUUUGCUUGAAGCUUUAUCAGGAGAUUUUACAGUCUUCUAAUGGGGCUUUGGUAUGGACUUUCCUGAAACCUUUAUUACAUGGAAAGAUACUGUACAAUUCAAAUAUCAACAUGAUUGACCUGGUGAUAGAGAAGGCUAAUUUCACUUUUGGUUUUGUGGAACACUUGAAGACUUAUUCUCAGACAUGGCUUAGGAUGUCUGAAGUUUUUAAAAAUCGUGGAAAUGUCCUCAUGGUCUCACGGCUGCAGGAAGCACUUCAAAACAAUUUUGUAAAGCACUUUGUAGAAAGUAACCUGGAUAUUGACAUGGAAAAGCUCUUUCAAAAAAUGCAAGUAUAUGAAAUUAUGAUGGACAAGAUGCUUAACAGCUCAGCAAGUAAACAGAUUGACCUGUUGUCACAUCUCAUAGUAAAUAUUUCUUCCUGUGUGUUACUGGAUCGUUUCCAGCCUUUUGAGUCUGUUGAUAAAUUGGAGGAGAAAGCUCGUGAACUCAUGCAGCAAAAUAAUUUUUUGGCUAGUAUCAUCUUCAAUGCACCAAAGAACAAGACACCAGAUUCUAGUAAUCUCCUUCCAUGGCACAUUUCAUAUACAAUUAGAACCAGUAUUCUCUACAGCAUGAGAACGGAUUUGAUUAAGAACCCAGUGUGGAAAUCUCACCCCCAGAAGCUGCCAGCUGAUGAGUUUAAAUAUAACCAUAUCUUUAUUCCUAUUCAAGACAUGAUUGAAAGGGCAAUCAUUUCAGCUCAGACAGGGUCAGAUAUCUCAGAGCCAGCAAUUCAGGUGCAAGCCAUGCCUUACCCUUGUCAUACCAGUGACUUAUUCUUGAACAAUAUAGGUUUUUUUUUCCCACUUAUGAUGAUGUUAACAUGGAUGGUUUCUGUCGCUGGCAUGGUUCGCAAGCUGGUUUAUGAAAGAGAAAUUCAUCUUGAAGAGUAUAUGAAGACAAUGGGAGUACAUCCAGCCAUUCAUUUCUUUGCUUGGUUUCUGGAGAAUUUAAUUGUGCUCACAAUAAGCAGCUGUGCCCUGGCCAUCAUUUUGAAAGCAAGCGGUAUCUUUGCUUAUAGCAAUGGCUUCCUCAUCUUCCUUUUCCUCCUGGAUUUUGGAGUGACAGUUAUUAUGUUAAGCUAUUUUUUGGGAGCAUUUUUUAGCAGUGCCAAUACAGCAGCUCUGUGUGCCAGCCUUGUGUAUAUGAUCAGUUUUUUACCAUACAUAGUUUUGUUGGUCUUGCAGAACCAGCUGAGUUUCAUCAAGCAAAUUAUAAUGUGUCUCCUGUCUACAACUGCCUUUGGGCAAGGAGUAUUUUUCAUUACAUUCUUUGAGGGUCAAGAAAUAGGUAUUCAGUGGAAUAACGUGUACCAGCCAAUGGCACAAGGAGGAUACAUGACCUUUGGACUGACCUGCUGGAUGAUGUUAUUCGACUCCAUUUUGUAUUCUAUAGGUGGCUGGUAUUUCAGCAAUAUUGUUUCUGGAAAAUUUGGAUUAAGGAACUAUUGGUACUUUCCUUUUACUGUUUCCUAUUGGAAGAACCUGUGUGGUACAGAGAGGAUGAGAAAACACUGUCUGAAUUCUAAUAUGUUUUUCUUCAAUGAAAACUUCCAAGAAAAAGACCCAGUACCUCCAGGCUGGAAAGGUGCUUGCACAGAAGGAGCUACCAUUGGUGUUGUGCUGUUGUCUCUCACCAAAGAGCAUGUGGAUGGCCAGAAGGCUGCUGUUAAAGAUCUCAGCCUCACUUUCCAUAGAGGUCAAAUAACAGCGCUCUUGGGACCUAAUGGAGCUGGCAAAACAACAGUCAUAUCACUGUUGACUGGUCUGUAUCCACCUAGCUCUGGCACCAUUAUUAUCAAUGGAAAGGACAUACGGACUGAUCUGGCUACGAUCAGGACAGAGUUGGGUGUUUGCCCACAGUAUGAUGUCCUGUUCAACGUACUAACAGUACGAGAACAUCUACUGCUUUAUGGAUCAGUGAAGGCACCUGGCUGGACAAACAAACAGUUGAACCAGCAAGUCAGUGGAGCUCUGGAAGAUGUGGAUUUAUCAGAGCAUCAGUACAAACCUGUUGGAGCCCUUUCUGGGGGAAUGAAAAGGAGGCUGUCAAUUGCCAUCUCCUUUAUUGGAAACUCAAAGACUGUUAUUCUAGAUGAGCCCACCAGUGGAGUAGAUCCAUGUUCCCGACGUAGUAUCUGGGAUGUUCUUCUGAAGUACAAAGCAGGUUGCACACUGAUCUUUACCACCCACCAUCUUGAUGAGGCAGAGGUGCUCAGCGAUCGCAUUGCCAUCCUGCAGCAGGGCCAGCUGAGGUGCUGCGGUUCUCCCUCUUAUCUAAGAGAAACAUAUGGCCACGGACACAGUCUAACACUCAUAAAAAAGCCUUCUGUGUUUGAAAUCCAGGAUCCUGUGCAUGUUGUUCGGGUCACAUCUUUGGUACAGACCCACAUACCAGAAGCCUUCUUGAAAGAGAACAGUGGGACUGAGCUGACCUACGUGAUUCCAGAAAGGGCAGAUAAGACCUCUUUUAAAGGUCUUUUUCAGGCUUUAGAUCAAAGCCUUCAUCAUCUACAUGUGACUGGCUAUGGUAUUUCUGACACCACUUUGGAAGAGGUAUUUCUGAAGUUACUGCAGGACUCGGAGAAGAUACCAUUUGUUCCACAGACAGCACACCUGGACAAUGCAAAAGGUGCUGAAUCAGCUUAUAUCUCACUUACAGGGGCCUCAUGUGUGUGUGGAGCCAGUCUUGUUCUUGCACAAAUAGUUGCCAUUCUGAUGAAGAGGUUUCACCACGCCAGGCGAGACUGGAGAGGAAGUCUGUCAAACAUGCUGCUGCCCAUCGUCUUUGUUGCACUGGCAAUGGCCUUGUUUAGCGUGAAGCCGCUGGCUAUUGCUUAUCCUUCUCUCAAGCUGACACCAAGACUUUACAAGAAUGCAGAAUCCUUCUUUAGCACUGAAGAUGAUAACCUAGGAAACCUUUCUCAGAUUCUACUGAGAUAUUUCUUUGACUGGGACCACACAUGCAUGCAUUCUAAGCAAGGAAAAAAUAAUUCAUGUUGGCAGAUGGAAUCUUCUUCACCCCAGGAUUCAUGUGGAUGUGUGUCUGAACAGGAGAUGUGUCCGAGUUUCAACACCUCUGUUCUCUAUGUGAAGAAUAAGAAAGGACAUAUUCUGUAUAAUCUUUCAGGGUUCCUUGUGGAAGAAUAUUUAGUGAGGUCUUCCAACAAAGCAAGAUAUGGUGGUUGGUCUUUUGGAGGGAGGAAAGUCUCUGCAUUUCAAGAACAAAAAUUGAAUAAGAUCAAAUCCAAGCCUGUGGCUAAGGUAUGGUACAACCAAAAGGGUUUCCAUUCACUGCCAUCCUACUUAAAUGAACUCAGUAACUUCAUCCUGUGGCUGAAUUUGCCUCCAGCUGUGGAUUGGAGACAGUAUGGGAUCACACUCUACAGCCAACCUUACGGAGGAGCCUUGCUGGAUGAGGACAGAAUAAUGGAGAAUGUUCGUCAGUGUGGAGUAGCACUGUGUAUCAUGUUGAGUUUCUCCAUCCUCACUGCAUCCAUUGGCAGUGCCAUAGUGAAAGACAGAGUAUCUGGCACAAAACGUUUGCAACACAUCACAGGCCUGGGUUACAAAACAUACUGGUUUGCUAAUUUCUGCUGGGAUAUGCUGUUUUACAUGGUUCCAGUCACCCUCUGUGUUGGUGUUGUUAUUGCCUUCCAGCUUUCAGCCUUCACUUGCCGAAAGAAUUUGGCAGCCACUGUUCUCCUGCUGGUACUCUUUGGAUAUGCAACUUUACCGUGGAUGUAUCUUGUAUCCCGAUUCUUCUCAAGUUCAGAUGUCGCUUUUAUUUCCUACAUCUCCUUAAACUUUGUGUUUGGCCUUUGUACCAUGCUGGUGACUCUCUUACCUCGUUUGUUAGCUAUACUUUCCAAAGUACAGAGUUUUCAGUACAUCUGCAAAAUCCUCAAAUGGACGUUUAUAAUUUUCCCACAAUUCUGCUUAGGCCAAGGUUUAAUAGAACUUUCAUACAACCAGAUCAAGUUUGACCUGACCAGCAACUUUGGAAUAGAUUCGUACGUGAGCCCAUUUGAGAUGAAUUUCCUGGGCUGGAUUUUUUUGGAAAUGGCCCUGCAGGGAACAGUUCUUCUUCUUUUACGGCUUUUUUUCCAUUGGGAUCUCCUCCAGAAACCAAGGGGUCAGCAUUCACUUAACAGCACAGUCAGCCCUUCAGAAGAUAUUGAUGUAGAGAUGGAGCGACAGCGACUUUUUGGUGGAAGAACUGGUAAUGAUGUCCUUCUUCUGUACAACCUCAGGAAGUGUUAUGGAGGUUUCAGUAAGAAGAACAUAGCUGUGGAAAACAUAAGUUUGGGAAUACCAAGGGGAGAGUGUUUUGGACUCCUGGGAACAAAUGGAGCUGGGAAAAGCACAACAUUUAAGAUGCUGACUGGAGAGAUCAUCCCAUCUGCAGGGCGUGCUGUUAUCCGGACUCCUACAGGAUCUGAAAUGGAUAUACUGUCUGCUAGCUCUGAAGGCAUUCUUAUUGGCUAUUGUCCACAGCACGAUGCCUUGGAUGAACUUUUAACGGGUUGGGAGCAUCUUUAUUAUUACUGCACACUGCGCGGAAUUCCAAAGCAACAUAUCUGUAAGGUAGCAGAAGACCUUGUCAACCGGUUGCAUCUCAAUGCCCAUGUUGACAAACUGGUGAGAACAUACAGUGCUGGCACAAAGAGAAAGCUCUCUACUGCUGUGGCUUUAGUUGGUAAACCCCAAAUACUUUUACUGGAUGAGCCCAGUUCCGGGAUGGAUCCUUGCUCUAAACGCUACCUUUGGAAAACCAUUCUGAAGGAAGUUCAGGAUGGCUGUGCAGCUGUGCUGACAUCCCACAGUAUGGAGGAAUGUGAAGCCCUUUGCACACGGCUUGCUAUUAUGGUGAAUGGAAGCUUCAAGUGUCUUGGUUCUCCCCAGCACAUUAAAAACAGGUUUGGGGAUGGCUAUUCUGUCAAAGUUUGGCUGAGCGAAGAAAUAAGCUCUCGAAGAAUGAUUCUGGACUGUCUACAGCUGCAUUUUCCUGGAGCACAAUUUAAGGGACAGCAUCUUAACCUGCUUGAGUACCAUGUCCCUCGAAGUGAGGGAUGCUUAGCUGAGCUCUUCAGAGUCCUAGAGAACCACAAAGAUUUUCUCCAAAUCAAACACUACUCCAUUAACCAAACCACGCUGGAACAGGUAUUUAUUAAUUUUGCUACACAACAGCAAGGUACCUCGCCUUCUUCACAGGAACCUCCCAUCAUUCAUCAAGACCACCUGCCAGUCUAGGCUCAGAAUAGGAUAGAGCUUCAGCAGCAUUUGUGUGUGUAUGUUUGUGUAUAUAUACACACAUUUUUUUUAUGUAAUAAAACUUUCAGCUUUUAACAUUUUGUGAGUGAGAAGAAUAUAGUAGGAGCAGAGGUGAGUUGGCAUUUGUAGUCCAGAAGGAAUGAUACGAGUUCUCAGUAAAACAGGACUAGUUACAUGCAGACCAAAAAUCUGCCAGAAAGUAAUGCUUUGAAAUGAACUGGAAUUUUAUAAUACACAUGGCCUAAUUAAUGCAGCUUUGUGUAACAAAAAAAAAGCUGAUCUGAAAUGUCACUGUGUAUAGUGGAUUUUUUAUUUUUUUUAUUUUUAUUUUUUUGUGGUGGAUCUAUAUUCAUUUGACUACAGUAAUUUUCUCUUGCAUGCACACUUAAUAACUGAUUUUUACAUGAACAAGGCAAGAAAAAAAAUCAUUGAAUGGUUGAAAUAGCUAGGCUAUCACCCAAUAUUUUUAUUUAAUAGCACAAAUUGAGAGCCUUUUGACUUCUGCAUUAAUUCAGAUCUGUGUUGUGACAAGCUAAAUUAGCCUUUUUAUUGUAUAAAGGAUGCACUAUAUUCCACGAGGGUCUAUGUUAAAGAGGGUAUUAGUGUACUAGUCUGCUUCGCAGUUAUGUUAAGUAAAUUUAAUAAGGCUUCAUAAAUCAUACUUGACUAUGACUUUUCCCUUACGCCUACAGGUUGCUGCUGGUGGAAUUCUCAAGUAUCUUUUUAAUGACCUAUUUCCUUUUCCCCAGCUUUUUUUUUUUUUCUUAAGAAAAUGUCAAAAUUCUGUUUAA
Molecule: messenger RNA, 13677 nt
Organism: Cygnus olor (mute swan)
Lineage: Eukaryota; Metazoa; Chordata; Aves; Anseriformes; Anatidae
Gene: ABCA13
Product: ATP binding cassette subfamily A member 13
Exons: 57
Coding region: 107-12865 (4252 amino acids)
Biological process (GO): lipid transport; transmembrane transport
Cellular component (GO): membrane; intracellular membrane-bounded organelle
Molecular function (GO): ATP binding; ATP hydrolysis activity; ABC-type transporter activity
Source: RefSeq, a predicted model, not a curated record